UUUCGGUUCCAGUCGUCUUCAGUCUGCACGGCCGUCUCACAGAAGCACAUUACAGAUAAUGGUGUCCCACGCAGUAUUUGUGCUUCCCGUCUGCGCUCUAUUGCAAACAGCGAGUCCUACUCAUUGCAACCGUGAUCUUCAGGUGCAAGAAUCACGAAAUUUCAUAUCAGAUGCCAGAGUAAAGAGUAUUAAAGAUAUUUUGCUGUUACGCGACAAUUAUUCGGCUAACGCGCCUCAAAAUUCACUAAGCAACGUGUUACAUCACGGGUACAGACCCCACCAAGAAGACAUAAAUCGGCCGUUCAUGCAUCAACAACCUCGAAGUGAGUCAUCAAGGUACAGACCCCGCCAGCAAACACAGAGUUAUGAGAUAUACGAGAAGCCAGAUCUACCGGACAGUAACCCGCAACAGAACAUAUUCCUGCAGCCGAGUUAUGCGUGGAUUCCAGACUCAACUUCAUCCAAAAUAAACAUGAAUCUUCAGGAAAUUAGGCCUAGUAUAUCAGAAUCUAAUUUAUCGUAUUAUCCUUAUAUAAUCAUGAGAUCCCAAGAAGAUGGGAAAAAACAGAAAAUAAAAUCGUCGGUGCCAGGUGUAAAACUGGCACACCAAGGCGCUCCGACACAUUUACAAGGAAACGCGGGUGUUUCGCCGAGCUCCCACGUGUCUCGCGGCCAGUAUCUUCAGGCACUGACAUUGCUGCCCGGACAAAUUCUGGAGCAUCCACAGAUACCACAUUCAAGUGUUAUUUCAGCAUAACAGAAGCCUGGAGACUCCUUCUCUCUUACAGUUAAGUUUUUCAAUCAUUUAUAGACUGCAAGGGGUGGAAUUCAGAUGAUUGUAAAUUGCACAGAAUGUGUAAAUGGUUGUGGCCUAUUUUAAGGCACUUUUUUUUAUUUGUAGUGUU
Messenger RNA from Zootermopsis nevadensis, 905 nucleotides. The record is from RefSeq and is a predicted model, not a curated record. NCBI's taxonomy places the organism in Eukaryota, Metazoa, Arthropoda, Insecta, Blattodea, Termopsidae.